Messenger RNA from Calidris pugnax (ruff), 4572 nucleotides. RefSeq names its product WD repeat domain 41 (gene WDR41). Gene Ontology annotation, cellular component: lysosomal membrane. Gene Ontology annotation, biological process: regulation of autophagy. Gene Ontology annotation, molecular function: protein binding. Bases 100 to 1479 code for a protein of 459 amino acids. The transcript is spliced from 13 exons. Lineage: Eukaryota; Metazoa; Chordata; Aves; Charadriiformes; Scolopacidae. The record is from RefSeq and is a predicted model, not a curated record.
CCCCCGCCGUCCCGCCGGUGCGAGGGGCGGGCGGGUAGGGAGGGUGCCGCCGGCUCCGCCGCCAGCUGCCCGUGGAGGGGGACACAGGGGCCGCUCCCGAUGCUGCGGUGGCUGAUCGGCGGCGGCCGGGAGCCGCAGGGCCUGGCGGAGAAAUCAUCUGUACAGACAAUUGGUGAAGAACAAAUACAGAAUCCUUACACGGAGCUCCUUGUGUUGAAAGGUCACCAAGAUAUAGUACGGUUUCUAGUGCAAAUAGAUGAUUGCAGGUUUGCAUCUGCAGGAGAUGAUGGAAUCAUAUUUCUGUGGAAUGCUCAGACUGGAGAAAAACUUUUUGAACUUCAUGGACACACACACAAAAUUACAGCCAUAGCACCGUUUUCUUCAUCAGAUGAUUCUCAAGAAAAAAAACAUUUGAUUUUAACAGCAUCAGCUGACAGAACAGUUAUUGUUUGGGACUGCACUAGUGGCAGGCAGGUUCAGAAAGUGUCAUGUUUCCAUUCUACUGUAAAGUGUUUGACAGUUCUGCAAAGACUGGAUGUAUGGUUGUCUGGAGGGAGUGAUCUAUGUGUUUGGAACCGAAAAUUAGAUCUCUUGUGUAAGACCAGUCAUCUUACUGAUGCAGGUAUCAGUGCUUUGCUUGAAUUGCCUAAAAAUUGUGUUGCAGCAGCUGUUGGCAAAGAGUUAAUAAUUUUUAGGCUGGUUGCUUCUAAUAAUGGGUCUGAAGGUUGGAAUGUCCUUGAAGUGAAACGCCUUGUUGACCAUCAGGAUAACAUUUUGUCAUUAGUCAGUGUGAAUGACUUGACUUUUGUGACUGGUUCUCAUGUGGGUGAGUUAAUAGUUUGGGAUGCACUUGACUGGACAAAGCAGGCCUCUGAGUGCAACUUCUGGGACUCCUCUGUUCAUCCAGAUGUACAGCCGGAAAUAAAGUUAUCCCAAAGCCCAAAUGAAACUUCAGUUCAACACUUGACGUCUGAUGAGGAGUGUGUGUUUGCUGCUGUUGGGAAAGGCAUAUACGUAUAUAAUCUUCAAAUGAAGCGUGUGAUUGCCUGCCAGAGAACUGCUCACGACUCCUCUGUACUGCACAUUGAGAAGCUUCCAAACAGGCAGCUGAUCUCCUGUUCAGAAGAUGGCAGUGUGCGCAUUUGGGAGCUCCGAGAAAAGCAGCAGCUUCCAGCUGAACCAGUUCCAACAGGGUUUUUCAACAUGUGGGGAUUUGGAAGGGUAAACAAGCAGGCAAACCAGGCUGCUAAGAAGAUGCAGGAGAGUACACCUGUGUAUUUCUUGGAGCUGGUGGGUGAUUUGAUUGGUCAUUCAUCAGCUGUGCAGAUGUUCCUGUACUUUGGUGAACUGGGACUGGCAACGUGCUCUGCUGACCACCUCAUCAUUUUGUGGAAGGAUGGUGAACGAGAAUCUAGACUCCGCAGUUUAACACUGUUUCAAAAACUGGCACAAAAUGGUGAUUUGCAGCACACAUUUUAAGUUGCUCAAAUGCAGAAUACAUACAUACGCAUAAAUUGGAUGUGUAUGAAAUGUGAGUAUAAAAGAAAGCCUGAGCUACUGGGAAUGUGACUACCAGUAAGGUUUACACUUAAUGUCAUGUAUUAUAUUGUAAUUUUUAUUGGUUGCUGAUACUCUUCUCAAAGGAGUAUUUUGCAUGUUGAAACUUAAUUUUGGCUUACUCUUCCAGUAGAAAUGAUGUUCUCUUGAAAGACUGAUGGUAAUGAUGACUCAUUAAAUAGCUUGUAAUAUUUUUCCUAGUGUUUUAAAAAUAUGUUGGGUGGAUGUCAAAAUUCAGAUUUGUGAAGAUCCUUAGAUGGGUCAUAACUAAAGCAGCUGGGGGCAUUCGACAGUAUUAUGUGCAGAAAGGAUGCACAAAAUAAAGUAUCUCAGACUUGCAGCUUUAUGUAACUUAUUUCUUGAAGCUAAUCUUUGGUCACUGGUGCCUCAGAUUUAUGUAUCUACAUAAAACCCCAAAAGAAACAGUUCUCAAACAGAACUUUUGCAUUUGAAGUUACUAUGCUGCACCAAGAGCAAGCGCAAGAAAGAAAAGUUGGCAAUACAUGUUUUGUCAGGUUUAAAUUUUUGGCAAAGCAAGGUGUAUAGAUACUGCUUGCUUCCAGUAGCUGCAGUUUUAGUGUGGGUUAAUCUACACUACUGGAGUUUAUAGAGCACUGUUAACAUGGCUAGCAUGAAGUGUGAUUAGUUUAGCUGAGCAUUCAUCAAAUUCAUUUAUAUAUAAUAAAAAGCACUGGCCUUACCGUGGAUUUUCAGGAUGUAAAAUACUUUCUUGAGCAGUAGCACUUGAUGUGUUUCAGUACCAGCAAAACACUUCUGCCAGAUCAAUACUAAACUCUCAGCUGAGCUGACUGCAAAGAAAUCUGCACCAAGUUUGUAAGGAUAAAUAGUAUUUUUAGAGUUUUAAAAUAAAAAGCCUCUUAAGUACAUAAUUUUUUUUUAUCAAGUCUGAGAUAGCAGCAGUUGUGUGCAAGCUGAACAGGAGUAGGAAAAACCCCAAACUAAAACAAAAAUGACAAACCAAAGUGACAGAAACCCAAAAGAAAAGAAAGUGAAGUUAAACCCAGAACUGAUACAAAGUAGUUGAGAAGGAAGAGAAGAUAAUGGGUGGUGAGUCACUGUUGGAACAGAGCAGAGCUGAAGAAGCGGGGAGUUUGGAAACUUAGUGGUCUUAAAGCCAUGUAGAAGAGAGUGCCACUGUCCUCAGGUCUAUUCAGAAGAUCUAGCACUUCAACAGUUUAGUCUUGCGCAGCUUUCAGUGCCAUCUCUUUGAAUUGAUGAGAACUAUUUUCAGUACAGGAGAUAACAGGGCUGUAAUUCCAGACUUAAGAUCCAGCAGCUGCAGUAAUUAAAAUUAAAACAAAGAGCUAAGCAGAUCCUGAUGAGUAGAAGCAAAAGGAGGAAGCUUCAGCUUCCUCAAAGAAACAAAGGAACCUUUUAGAUGUGCUUCCCUCAACCCCCAUGGACGCCUGCCUUCCCCCUACCACCCAGUAGCCAAGUUUUGCCUCUUGACUCUUGCCUCAAUCUUCCCUGGAAGGCAGGACAGAGGGACAGUAAAAUUUUGAGCUGUAUUUUUUUUCUCUGCUUUAAUCAACUUGUAUAACUAAUCUUAUUUGAGUGUAGAGCUCAAUAUGGCAUAUUUCGAAAACACAAAAUGGGUGGAGAAGUUGUGAAAUUACCUUCUCCUUUCAAUUUAGGAAGUCAGUGUUAGAUCUUGAGCUGUUUGUUCUUUGCUCAGAGUGUCUGUUCUACAGACCAGCAUAGGAAAGGCGUUUGGAUUACAGCUGAUGAUAACAUUCCUUUUGGUUUAUGGUAUUAAACUUGUGGGAGGAAAGCAUGAGCCCUUCUGCCUGUCAAUCUGCAUUGUUCCAGGUUGUCUUCGUCAGCAAGUGUUGCAUUUUUGGCUACCCCAGUGCAAGCUGGGACAUCAGUUCCUCUGGCUCUUUUUUCCUUUUUUCAAUUGAGAUGUAACUGUUUAGUUGUAUAUAAAGUGUGUGUUUACACAUUGUUACUAAAACUUUACAGCAAAAGCUUAUGAAAUUUAGGGGAUUGGGAUUUUUUUUUUAGAUGCUAGUGCUGUCAUUAGUUAAAACUAGAAAGAAGAAACAUCAUCUUUUUAUUAUCUCUUCGUCCUAUACCCUGAGAAUGAUUUCAUUUUUAUGUGACUGCUUUUAAGUGAGAAACAGACCUAUUUAACUGAGCAGUUCUAGUCACAAAGCUCACUGUGCAUUUUACAGGGAUGUAAUUCAGCUCUAAAUAGCCCUACAUGUGUGUAUAAAUAUUUUUAUCUAUCAAAAGCGCAUUGUUCUCAGAUACACUCCAUUGGUAAUAGAUCUCCCAAGGGUCUCUUCCUUUAAAGAUGGUUGAGUUGAAAGUAUUAAAUUGAGUUCUUUAUUUUACAAAUGAACUUUGAGUGUAACAGUGAACACAGUAAGGCUGUGCUACCCUACUCCUGUUAAAUAAGAGUUUGUCACUUGCUGGUGGGAAGUGCAGAGAGCAAAAUUAGGAUAAGCAGGUUAGAAAUUUUAUGUUGACCUUUGUCCUUUUAAAUUUCUGUUUCCAUCUCACAGUAACAUCGAAUUCCAUAUGUUCACAUCAUGAGAGUAAGUAUCUUUGUCAGACCUACCCUUUGAGCUGUUACAGCUCUGAGGUGGCUGUUUUACCUGUCUGUGCACUGCCAGUGGCAUGAAACAAGCAGCUGUUGGUCAAGCGUACAGGUUAGAGACUAGGUGAUCUGACACAGCUUGCAGAUGAUAAUUAAUCUAUGCUGGCUUCUUUUGCUCUUAAAGAGGACAUAUCUCCACAUAAAUGACUUUUUUUGCUAAGUCUCUGACUGCAGGAAGAAACCCAGGAUCUUGCAAGAAAUACACUGAUUCCACAUUAAUGCCUUAACUCAUGAACCAGAACUGACAGUGAACUUUAUUUCUUAGGUUCCUUCCACCAUUCACAUUUUCUUCCUUGUGACAGAAUUGUGAAAGAAAUAAUGAACUGAAAUGUUUUACAUGGAUGUGGUCUUACAGUGUUGCUGUAUUUGAUGAAUUAAAUUAAGAUGACAAA